CCUUUUUUUAAUCUUUGAAGAGCCGGAAAUUUUUUUGAAAGAAAAAGAGAAACGUGGCUAUGAGAAAAAAGAUUCUGUUAAAAGAAAUGGGAAAAAUUGACGGAAGGAUGUUUUUAAUCAUUUUUCAGAAUUUUGAAGGAUAUUCUUAGCUAAAUAGCAUAUUAGGAGGAUGUAAUGGAAGUUGUGGUAAAAUUAAGGAGAUGUAUUUGGUCAAAAACUCGAAGGGUAGCAUACAAAUAUAAUGAUUAUCCAUUAGAUCAUUUUGUCAAUAUCCUAGUAAUACCAAAAAUCAAAUACUCAUAAAAGCCGCCUGCUCCUUCCACUCCGAGCGGGAAACCGCACUUUGAGCAUUCUAGUGCAGGAAUGGCGCCACUUAUGCAAAGCUCGCAGCCAUGGGUCGAGAAAUACCGACCAAAGCAAGUGAAGGACGUAGCUCACCAGGAUGAGGUCGUUCGAGUCCUCUCCAACACUCUCGAAACCUCUAACUGCCCGCAUAUGCUGUUUUAUGGUCCACCUGGAACUGGAAAGACCACCACUGCUCUUGCCAUUGCCCAUCAGCUUUUCGGACCUGAGCUGUAUAAGUCGAGGGUAUUGGAGCUAAAUGCUAGUGAUGACCGUGGUAUCAAUGUAGUUCGCACAAAAAUUAAGAACUUUGCUGCUGUUGCUGUAGGCUCUAGUAGGCAAGGUGGUUAUCCCUGUCCACCUUUUAAGAUCAUAAUCCUUGAUGAAGCAGAUUCGAUGACUCAAGAUGCUCAAAAUGCCUUGCGACGUACGAUGGAGACAUAUUCAAAAGUUACGAGAUUCUUCUUCAUUUGUAAUUACAUCAGCAGAAUCAUAGAGCCACUCGCUUCCAGAUGUGCGAAGUUUAGAUUCAAGCCACUUACAGAAGAAAUAAUGGGCAGCCGAAUAUUGCAUAUUUGUAAAGAGGAAGGUCUUAAUCUAGAUUCAGAGGCUCUUUCUACCCUCAGUUCCAUUUCUCAAGGUGAUCUGCGAAGGGCCAUAACAUACUUACAAAGUGCUGCUCGGUUAUUUGGAUCUUCAAUAUCAGCAAAGGACCUAAUUAGUGUGUCCGGGGUAAUCCCAAAUGUAGUUGUUCAGGCUAUAUUCUCAGCUUGCAGAAGUGGCAAUUUUGACUUGGCAAACAAAGAAGUGAACAAUGUCAUUGCAGAAGGAUAUCCUGUUUCCCAGAUGCUGUCUCAGUUGUAUGAUAUAGUAGUUGAUGCAGACGACAUUUCUGACGAACAGAAAGCAAGAAUAUGCAAGAAAUUUGCUGAAGCGGACAAGUGUCUUGUUGAUGGAGCAGAUGAGUAUUUGCAGCUUUUGAAUGUUGCAAGCAGCACAAUGCAGGCACUUAGUAACAUGCCACAGGACAUGGUAUAUUAAAGUUAGAUGGCUACGUGGAUAAUGUUGAAUUCGUAUUUCCUUAUCAACUCUUGGGAAAUGUUAACCGACAUGUCGUUUCCUUUAUUGGAAAUUUCUUGUUAUGGUUUGCUUUCUA
Capsicum annuum is the source of this 1498-nucleotide messenger RNA. Its product is annotated as replication factor C subunit 2. NCBI's taxonomy places the organism in Eukaryota, Viridiplantae, Streptophyta, Magnoliopsida, Solanales, Solanaceae. Gene Ontology annotation, molecular function: DNA clamp loader activity; DNA binding; ATP hydrolysis activity. The record is from RefSeq and is a predicted model, not a curated record. The transcript has 12 exons. Gene Ontology annotation, cellular component: nucleus; DNA replication factor C complex. Bases 364 to 1383 code for a protein of 339 amino acids. Gene Ontology annotation, biological process: DNA-templated DNA replication; DNA repair.